Opisthocomus hoazin is the source of this 1116-nucleotide messenger RNA. The record is from RefSeq and is a predicted model, not a curated record. NCBI's taxonomy places the organism in Eukaryota, Metazoa, Chordata, Aves, Opisthocomiformes, Opisthocomidae.
GUGUCAUCUCAGCAAAUUCAGAAUAUGCACACAGGGCUGGAUUUGUCAGUGCCGGAAUACCAGGAAAUCCGUGGGAAGAUGAUGUCUGGACACGUAGAGUAUCACAUUGUCGUCGUUACCCGACUGGCUGCCUUCAAAUCAGCAAAGCACAAGCCUGAAGAUGUAGUUCAAUUUAUGGUUUCCAAGAAGUACAGCGAGAUAGAGGAGCUCUACCAGAGACUGGCAGCACGGUAUCCACAGGCUUGUCUUCCACUCUUGCCUAGAAAAGUUCUCUUCGUGGGGGAAUCUGACAUCUGUGAACGAAGAACUAUGUUCAAUGAUAUAAUGAAAUUCAUCUCAAAAGAUGAGGAUCUAGCAACGAGUCCUGAGUUACUGGAAUUUUUAGGAACAAAAUCUACUAGUGCCAUUGACUUCAAGGGUAGAAACAUUUCUGAUGACAAGGAGAAAGAAGACGAAGAAAGUGAGGCAUUGGAUUUUUUCAAAGAGGAGAAGACACCUGACUUAAUCUCACAGCUUUCGUCAGUGGAAAAAGCCAAAAAAGGGGAGAAAAAAGAAGAGGAAGAAGAGGAAGAAGAUUUAGACCCUCUUGGUAUAAUCAGAACUAAAAAAACAAAGAAGGCAUCUGCUCCUCCAACCAAGGAAGAGAAACCCAAAUUAACCAUUUUUGAAGAUGAAGAAGAUCCUGAUGAAGGACUGUUUGGCCCAGAAAAAGAUUUCUUAUUGAUUGAUCCCAGGAAGAAGAUGAAAGAGAAUCUGAAAUUAUUUGAAGAUCCAGACCUUGGUGGGGUGGUAAGACUGGGUGACUCACUACUGCUGCCAGCUGCCUGUAAGAACAGGGAGCAUGUGCUGAACACGGGUCCUGAGGAGGACACUGAGGAACUGCUGAGAGUUGAAGAUGAUUUAGAGAAACUCUUGAAAGUAGCCUCCAAACCAAAAGCUAAGGUACCAUCAAAACCACCGUUGCCUCAGAAGCCACCAGUUGUCCCCAGGAACACUAAUUCAUCUCGACUGGCAAAGCCAAAGGAAAGCAGCAUUCAGACAAUGAAUGAAGUGGACAUUCUCCAGUAUAUCCAGGAAAAUGAAUCUAUCAACAACCAAGAUACAAGUCUUUUUUGA